Molecule: messenger RNA, 870 nt
Organism: Dictyostelium discoideum AX4
Lineage: Eukaryota; Evosea; Eumycetozoa; Dictyosteliales; Dictyosteliaceae
Exons: 3
Coding region: 1-870 (289 amino acids)
Source: RefSeq, a predicted model, not a curated record
AUGAAAAUAAUAAAGGAAUUUUGUCAAAGUAUAAAACAAAGGCAUGCAUUUAUAUAUUGUGGUUCAAAGAGUGAAUUUUGUAUUAAUAGUGCCCUUGAAUUUUCAAGGAUAUUAAAAAAAGAUUGUCAUUUCAAUUGUAAAAUAAUUGUAAAUCAAUCAAGUUUAAUAAAUGAAUUUGAAAAAUAUUUAGAAAAUUCUUUUAAAGAUGUUUCAUAUUUAGAUUUUAUUUUUUAUUAUAUUGGUGAAUCUCAACAUAAUAAAAAUAAUAAUAAUAAUUCAAUUGAAUUUAUAAUUGAAAAUCCAAAUCGAGAACAAUGUAGUUUUAAUAAAAUUAUAGAUUUAAUUGAUAAAAAAGAAAAAGAUUUACAAUCAUCUUUAUUAAAACAUGAAUGUUAUAUAACUUUUAGAAAACUUUAUAUAUUAGAUUUAAAUACAAGUAAUGAUGGUAUUAAUCCUAUUGAAUCAUUAUCUCGUUUAUUUAAAAAUCAACAACAAGAGUUUUAUACACCAAAAAUGGGUUUUAAUAGUGGAAUUUUAUAUUCACCAAUUAUUGGAGAUCAUUCAAUCCGAGUUUUAAAUCAAAUGGAAUUAUCAUCUUUUACAUCAAUUCUUAUUGAAAGAAUAACUAGUAAAUCAUCACUUGGUAGAAGAUUAUUAGAUGUUGCUGAUGUAAUGGAGUAUGAACUCUUUGAGAAAUUCAUUGAAACUCAUUGUACAAACAUUCAUAUCUAUCAAGAAUUAAAUAAUCUUUUCAAAGUUGAUUUGGAUAUGGAAUCAAAUUUAAAAAAUAAAUUUGAAAUACUUUUUCUAUCAAGUGCUCAAAUUGCUUCAUUUAUUUUCGUUGAAAGAAAAUUAAAUCAAGAAACAUAA